UUUAAAAUAUAUUUAAUAUAUUUAUACAAAUUCUUCAAAUUUUUCAAACCUGCUGGCAACGCCGCUACCUUACCGAUACAACUAUCGAUAGCCGCCUGUCAGUUUUGACAGCUGUUUUAAGGUUAUACUGCGCUGCCGUUGCAAUCGCUCCACCAAUUUGUUCACGGUCGGACAAUUACAUAACUUGAAGAAGAAACCAUGUCGCAGGCUCCCGUUCGCGUUUCCCCGCUGAUCAAGUUCGGCAGAUGGUCGCUGCUCCUGGUGGGCAUUGCCUAUGGUGCCGCCCACCAGAGCCGCCUGUCCAAGAAGGAGGAGAAGGUUCGCGAGAUCGAGGGACAGCAGAAGGCCGUCCGGGAUGCGAAGCUCGCCGAGGAGAAGAAGCGCAGCGCGGAGGCUGAGGCCCGUGCUUUGGCCGAGCUGUCGAAACCCACUCCCAAGCACUAGGAUCCUUCAGGAUGCAACAUCCGUAGUUCCCUUAGCUUAAACACAGAAAAACCACAACAUUUACACAAGAAGUUCGCCUAAAAGGAAGAUCAGGAGGAGGAUCAUCGAUAGUGGAGCCACCAUCUAUCGAUCACUGACUAUCGUUCUUGUGCUUUCCUCUAAUGCAUUGUGCAAAAAACAGAAUGUUCGAAAUUAAAUGAUUGAAACAAAA
Drosophila teissieri is the source of this 655-nucleotide messenger RNA. It is a transcript of the gene ATPsynE, whose product is annotated as ATP synthase subunit e, mitochondrial. Lineage: Eukaryota; Metazoa; Arthropoda; Insecta; Diptera; Drosophilidae. The record is from RefSeq and is a predicted model, not a curated record. The coding region runs from base 199 to 444 and encodes 81 amino acids. Gene Ontology annotation, biological process: proton motive force-driven ATP synthesis. Gene Ontology annotation, molecular function: proton transmembrane transporter activity. The transcript has 2 exons.